AAAAAACGCACUGUAUUCAGAAAGCAUAUUUAUGAGAAAAUGGCUCAACGUAAGUUAACAAUAUGGAUAUCCGUCAUUCCCCUUUUCCUAUCUUUUCCCAUCUUUGGGAUGUCCAUUUAUAUGCUUAUCAAUUCUUGUGCUACGAUGAAACCCCUCCCAUUCCUGUUCCUUCUCUAUGGACUUGCUAUGUUCCUAGUAGGCUUAUUUAGCUGUUGCGGAGUCCUGUAUGAGGAUUCCAAAUGCGUUGUUACGCCGACCUUCGGUAUGCCUCUCGCCUUACUAUUCAUGCUCGGGUUUAUCAUUUUUCUGUAUGUGGCGUCUCGAUACUCAGGCUCCCCCGAGCGGGAGCCUGAGCGGUUCGGUGAUGCCCAAUACCGUUUGGAUCACUUCUCUUCUUGGCUUCGCCGUAAGGUAAGCGGCGUGUAUACCUGGGAUCGAGUCAUAACUUGUGUCGCUCCAUCCGGUUCUUGUGGUGACUUGAAUCACACUUACUCCUUGCCUCAACAACUUUUCGCUGCACACCUCACUCACAUACAGUCUGGAUGUUGUGUGCCACCUGCAAAAUGUGGCUUCAGUUUUGUGAGCCCAACGUAUUGGGUAGCGGCCGCAACAAGCAACCAAACCACAGCCGCAAUAGAUGGGGAUUGUGCGAAGUGGAGCAAUGACCAAAGCAAACUCUGCUUCAAUUGUGAUUCUUGCAAAGCGGGAUUACUAGCUGAUAUGAGGAAGAAAUUGAUAAACGCAAAUAUCACUGUAAUUGUUACCUUUGUGGUGUCGGUUCUUGUUUGGGUCUUUAUGUGUUACAAGAGUGAGUCUUUCUUGAAUGGUGAAUGGGAUGAUUAACACAAACUAAACGAGGACUAAAAUGGCCUAUAUAUACGGUAUAUCCGACAUAGUUAAAAGUCGUAAUUUUGUUACCAUAUUACAUGCACAUUUUAUAAACAUUCUAUGUUCGUUCG
Molecule: messenger RNA, 959 nt
Organism: Cuscuta epithymum
Lineage: Eukaryota; Viridiplantae; Streptophyta; Magnoliopsida; Solanales; Convolvulaceae
Source: the annotation of a GenBank genome assembly